Messenger RNA from Cutaneotrichosporon cavernicola, 2097 nucleotides. RefSeq lists its product as uncharacterized. Gene Ontology annotation, molecular function: beta-glucosidase activity. The record is from RefSeq and is a predicted model, not a curated record. NCBI's taxonomy places the organism in Eukaryota, Fungi, Basidiomycota, Tremellomycetes, Trichosporonales, Trichosporonaceae. Gene Ontology annotation, cellular component: cell surface; extracellular region. Gene Ontology annotation, biological process: glucan catabolic process. The transcript is spliced from 11 exons. Bases 1 to 2097 code for a protein of 698 amino acids.
AUGGCAGAGAAGCCUUAUACAUCAGAGGGUGCAGCCCGCAACCGCAAGUGGCUGUGGGUAUCCCUCGCCGCUCUUGCUGCGGUUGGUGUAGCCCUUGGUGUCGGCCUCGGCGUCGGCCUCAAUGUCAAUAAGAAGGGCGCCGACAAGGGCAGUGCAAGUGCUGGUGGCGAGCCCUCGGGAGACGUCGCUAGCACUGAGCCACCGGCCAACCCUUCAACACCGGUUACCAACACUCCCAACCCCGUGCGCGGGGGGACGGGCGGUAAUGGCUCGGUCGUCACUACCGACCUCAACGCAACAUUCACGUACCUCAACGAGUUUGGCGGCACUUGGGCCUACGACCCGACCAACCCUUUCAACGUCUCUGGUCAAGCGCAGAGCUGGACUCCACCUCUCACUGAAGAAUGGGUCUGGGGAAAGGACAUUGCUCGCGGUGUCAACCUCGGCGGCUGGCUCGUCACUGAGCCCUUCAUUGUCCCCGCACUCUAUGAAAAGUACAACAACGCGACGCCAAAGGCGGUCGAUGAGUACACCCUGUCUCAGGCCAUGGGUGCCAACCUGGCCAAGGAGAUGGAGGAGCACUACAAUACCUUCAUCACCGAGAAGGACUUUGCUGACAUUGCUGCUGCGGGUCUGAACUGGGUUCGCAUUCCGAUCGGCUACUGGGCGAUUGGGACCCAGGGUGACGAGCCGUACCUCGAAAAGGUGUCUUGGGCCUACUUCACCAAGGCUAUCAGCUGGGGCCGCAAGUAUGGUAUCCGUAUCCUCCUCGACCUCCACUCGCUCCCCGGCUCGCAGAACGGAUGGAACCACUCUGGCCGCUCUGGGACAAUCAACUGGAUGCGUGGCGCCAUGGGCCUUGCCAAUGCCCAGCGCUCGCUCGAGUACCUCCGCUCGUUCACCCAGUACAUCUCGCAGCCCGGUGUCAAGGAGGUUGUGCCCAUGCUCGGCCUUGUUAACGAGGUGCUGUACGGUGACGUCGGCAAAGACGCGAUGGGAUCCUUCUACUUCGAGUCCAUUGAAAUGAUCCGCGGCAUCACCGGCAGUGGCAAGGGCAACGGUCCCCUCGUCGCGUUCCACGAUGGUUUCCAGGGCCCCGCGAACUGGGAUGGCUUCCUCACCGGUGCUGACCGCCUUGUCAUGGACCAGCACCCGUACCUCGCCUUCGGUGGUGUCAACCAGAACCCCUGGCCCCAGCAGACCCAACAGGCCUGCGGUUGGGGUGGCGGCGUCAAUGACACCGCGGCCUCGUGGGGUGUCAUCAUCGGCGGCGAGUGGUCGCUUGCUACAAACGACUGUGGCAUGUGGCUCAACGGCGUCGACGUGACCGGCCAAUACGCGACCACGUACGGUUCGUGCACCCAGUUCGAGGACUGGCGUACCUGGGACGCGACCUUCAAGCAGAACCUCCUCAACCACGCCAUGGGCAGCAUGGAUGCUCUCCAGAACUUCUUCUUCUGGACCUGGCGCAUCGGAGACUCGACUGUCCGCGGCUACGCUGCCUCGCCGAUGUGGCACUACCAGCUUGGCCUCGAACAGGGCUGGCUCCCGAAGGACCCCCGCGUCGCCGGUGGCUUCUGCAAGCGGAACGGCUACUGCCCGGGCUGCGCCGAGUUCGCUGGUACUUACCCGGCCUCGGCGACUGGUGGUGCCUCGCAGGCCAUCGUCGCCGCCGAGUCGGCCUCGUACAGUAACAUGGCCCAGGCCAUCGUAAGCCCGGCCUGGAUCGUGGGCAGCCAGUCUCUCCUCCCGACCCUCACCCAGACCGGCACGCCCAUCACGCUCGCGGUUCCCGCCGAGUCGGCCAAGUGGCUCUCCGGCUGGACGAACCCGAACGACAAGGUCGGCGCCUGGGUGCAAGUCGCCGGCUGCCCAUACCCUGGCGCGUAUGACGGCAACGACGCAAGCGCCAUGCCCAGCGCCCUCUGCGGCGCUGACGGUGUUGGUGCCGCCCAGGCACCUGCAGCUGUGCCCGUCCCAACGGCAACGCCUACGCCCACUGCGCCCGUCGCGCCCGCGCCCACGACCGACUCGCUGCCGGCCGACCCAGCUGCGGCACCUACCACCGCGCCCGUGGUCCCCGCCGCCCGGCGGUAA